GGUUGGCUGGGAUCAGGGGUCUGAUUAUGCUCACUGACUGUAUUAUCCCGUGUGCGGAGCACUUCCUACAACUAAUGCUUAACAAAAUGAGGUCCGUGCGUUGUUUAGGAAGGCUGGCGUUACUCGUUUUUAUUGCGCUGCAGUGCGACUGUCGAGACACGGAGUUUAAUUACGUGACGUGUGGUUCCCUGGUCAAGUUGCUAAACACACGGCACAACGUCCGACUGCACUCCCACGACGUUAAAUAUGGGUCAGGUAGUGGGCAGCAGUCAGUCACGGGGGUGGAGAGCUCAGAUGAUGCCAACAGCUACUGGCGGAUCCGGGGAAAGCCCAACGCACCAUGUGAGAGGGGCGCACCCAUCAAGUGCGGCCAAGCCAUUCGCAUCACUCACAUGAACACAGGCCGCAACCUCCACACUCAUCAUUUCGUCUCUCCGUUGUCCAGCAACCAGGAGGUGAGUGCUUUCGGGGAGAACGGUGAGGGCGACGACCUGGACGUGUGGACCGUGCAGUGCAGUGGGACAUACUGGGAGCGCGAUGAGGCCGUGCGCUUCAAGCACAAGGGUACCGAGGUCUUCCUCAGCGUCACUGGGGAACAGUACAACCACCCCAUCCGCGGGCAGCGGGAGGUGCACGGCAUGCCGCACGCCAACCACCACAAUUACUGGAAGACCAUGGAGGGCGUGUUCAUCAAGACGAGUGCAGAGCUGGGCCAUCAUGAUGAGCUCUAGCAUCCAUUCGGUUCUCUACAUAAUCUUCUCCUCACCUUGAUUCUUUGCCCUGGAAAGAACUCUGUAGAAAAUUAAAGUUCUUGUCCGCUCUGGUUCCAAAACCUCUGCAGCUACCGUUCUCUCACUUGUGAAUACCGAAGUGAAAAAUUCCAGAGUGUUUUAAGGAGAAAUUAAUUUAGAUUUUGAAAAAUUGUGUGUAAAGUUGAACUUUGAACUGUACACCCCUCCCCCCCCCAGGUUUGGCAAUGCAUUGUUUUUCAGAAAAAGCAAUUUCCUAAAUAAGAACCACCAUACACCCCCCCCCCCCAAGGUGUUAUUAAAGGUAGGUCAAUAUCUUUAUGUACAGUUUGGGCAUGGUUACACAGAGGUGCCAUAAGUGGUGCUGAGAUAUUUCAUAAAUUAUCUGGUUUCUGUGUAAAUGGAAUAAGAACCACUGCUACUCCCAUGGUAUAUGAAGACCAGAAAGUACCAUGCUUGAUUUUCAUUGUGCUUUUUCACCUAGCUAUAAAUGCUUAUUUAUUCUGUUUGAGUGUCUCCUUUUGGUUUCAAGGCUGGUGAAAUAUUUACAUUCAUUUUGUUAAGAGGGUUCGGGGUCUCCUGCACCUGGUACCUGUGAGAAUGCGGGGAAGUGUUUUGAGUUGUCACUGCUGUUCCAAUAGAGGUUAUGAAUUUGACAGUUUUGAUUCAUUUCUCCUGUUCUUGUGAUGUUCCCAGUCCCCCACAGCAGGGCAGCAGCAGUGCCUUAUAUAAAUGGGUCUCAGAAACCAGUUUAAGCAAUAGGUUUCCUACUUGUAUGGAUUCUAAAACUACGUUUCCAUGGACCUGCUCUUAGCUUCCUGCCCAUCGCGAAAUAAGACUUUACUAACCUGGUUUAGCUAAUGAAAUCCCCCUUUUUUACAACACUUUCCAAAAAAGUUACACAAUGUGUAAAAUGUAAAUAAAAGCAGAAUGCAAUGA
Messenger RNA from Paramormyrops kingsleyae, 1688 nucleotides. It is a transcript of the gene sdf2l1, whose product is annotated as stromal cell-derived factor 2-like 1. The record is from RefSeq and is a predicted model, not a curated record. Lineage: Eukaryota; Metazoa; Chordata; Actinopteri; Osteoglossiformes; Mormyridae.